Oryza brachyantha (malo sina) is the source of this 1609-nucleotide messenger RNA. RefSeq names its product protoheme IX farnesyltransferase, mitochondrial. The record is from RefSeq and is a predicted model, not a curated record. Lineage: Eukaryota; Viridiplantae; Streptophyta; Magnoliopsida; Poales; Poaceae. Gene Ontology annotation, cellular component: mitochondrial membrane; mitochondrion. Gene Ontology annotation, molecular function: protoheme IX farnesyltransferase activity. Bases 82 to 1374 code for a protein of 430 amino acids. Gene Ontology annotation, biological process: heme biosynthetic process. The transcript has 7 exons.
UCCUCCUUCCAACCAUCUUCCUCCCCAAAAUUUCCACCUGCCUCGCCAGAUCCUCCGGGCUCCACCGCCGCCGCCGCCGCCAUGUGGAGGGGCGGCGCGACCGCCGCCUCCGCCGCAAGGGCUCUCCGCUCGCGCGUGUUCCCCGACACGAACCCCCACCAUGCCGCAGCUCUCGCCCCCAUCGCGUCGGCGCGCACUUCCUCGUCCUCCGCACCCUCAGCCGCCGCCGCCGGGCCCGCCGUCGCGGAGGCAACGGCGGCCGCUGCAGCUGUUUCUCAGAAAGCUGGAUCCGUCUCCGACGUGCUGAGGCACUACGGGAGGUGCUACUUGGAGCUCUCCAAAGCCCGCCUCAGUGCCCUUGUUGUGGCAACAUCUGGGGCUGGUUAUGUUCUCGGAAGCGGCAGCAUGGUAGACAUGGCUGGACUUUGUUGCACCUGCGCCGGUACCAUGAUGGUUGCAGCGUCUGCAAAUACUCUCAACCAGGUGUUUGAGAUAAAGAAUGAUGCUAAAAUGAAAAGAACUAUGCGGCGGCCCCUACCAUCAGGGCGCAUUGGUCCUGGACAUGCUGCCAUGUGGGCUACUAGUAUUGGAGCUGCUGGAACAGCUUUGUUGGCUUGGAAGGCUAAUGGCUUGGCGGCUGGGCUUGCAGCUUCUAAUCUUAUUCUGUAUGCAUUUGUGUACACUCCGUUGAAGCAAAUACACCCUGUAAAUACAUGGGUUGGAGCAGUUGUUGGUGCUAUACCGCCACUUCUAGGGUGGGCAGCAGCUUCAUCUGAAUUGUCACUGAAUGCUAUGAUUCUCCCUGCUGCAUUGUACUAUUGGCAAAUACCACAUUUCAUGUCACUUGCAUACUUAUGUCGGAACGAUUACCUUGCUGGAGGGUAUCGAAUGUUUUCUUUUGCUGAUCCUACUGGUAAAAGAACUGCAUGGGUAUCACUCAGGAAUUGUCUAUACAUGCUGCCCUUGGGAUUUUUUGCAUAUAACUGGGGUCUCACAUCUGAGUGGUUCAGUCUUGAAGCAUCACUUCUAACAUUAGGCCUUACAAUUGGAGCUCUAUCAUUUAUGCUGGAACCAAACCCCAAAAAUGCAAGGAGAAUGUUCUAUGGUAGCCUUUUGUAUCUUCCUGCAUUUAUGGCUGGACUUCUGUUACAUCGGCUGCCUAACGAACAAAAGGAGCAUAAUGUCACUCAGACAAGUGAAAUGACUGGAAUUCUUUAUGGCGCGGAGCAGCAGGAUGAAGAAAGAGCGAGACAGAAGCGUGAAGACCGAAAACCAUCUCAUGUUCACUCGCGCCCUCCAGUUGCCUAUGCUUCUGUUGCCCCUUUUCCUUUCCUACCAGUACCUGUAUAUGUAUCUCCCCAAGGUGAGCUAUGAUUAUAUACUUGGACUAGACUUGUGGAUGCAAUGUCGGUCCAUCUUUUUUGGCUUCUAAAGGAAAUUUCCUGAUCAAUGUACUUCCUCUGUCCUUGAUGCUGAUUUGAUAUGAAAAUAAUGAACUAGGAAUUUAACUUUUGGGCUCACCUGAUUGUAAAAUUUAUAUCCAUUUACAUUUUGAUGUCUUCAGUAACAGGAAUACAUACACUUUCACAGAUAAUCUGCAUUUUUUCAA